Besnoitia besnoiti is the source of this 270-nucleotide messenger RNA. RefSeq lists its product as uncharacterized. The transcript has 2 exons. Lineage: Eukaryota; Apicomplexa; Conoidasida; Eucoccidiorida; Sarcocystidae. Bases 1 to 270 code for a protein of 89 amino acids. The record is from RefSeq and is a predicted model, not a curated record.
AUGGCGGCAUAUGUGCACAUGCAUAUCGCGAUUUCUCGCGUGCGUGAUGAGGUUUCAUCGAGCUCACGAGGGUCGCGCGGCGUGGGAGCACUGUGUCCCAAUUCGCUGAAUUUGACAUGCUGGGCGGUGGGCGCGCAGAUGAUCGUUGCUAAGAACGCAGAUAGACCCGUAGAGAUGUCUCGCAUUCUGGCAGGAUUAGGGGAGGCGCCGCGCGCACAAGGCAGCUUGAUGAGCCUCGACAGUGUCGCGGUGGCGGCCGCGCCUGGCUGA